Molecule: messenger RNA, 2038 nt
Organism: Cryptomeria japonica (Japanese cedar)
Lineage: Eukaryota; Viridiplantae; Streptophyta; Pinopsida; Cupressales; Cupressaceae
Exons: 10
Coding region: 185-1849 (554 amino acids)
Biological process (GO): proteolysis
Molecular function (GO): dipeptidyl-peptidase activity; serine-type exopeptidase activity
Source: RefSeq, a predicted model, not a curated record
UGAUAUCCGUGGGACCAAUUUUCCAAGUUAAAUUAAGCACUUCAAUUUUUCUUUAGGACCCUACAUUUGCAUACUGUGUAAUUCAUUUCUGGCUAUCAUGCAUUGACAUGCCAAAUUUAUUGGAUUCCCAUAUUCUACAGUCUUUUAUCAAGAGGAUCUUGAGCUAUUAAAUCAUGCCUCAACAAUGACCUUGGGUCUCAGAGAUAAAAUGGCGGCCAUUAGUACUCAAGCAGGUCUUCUAGUGUUGCUUCUGUGUUUAACAGCUUCAUGCACAGGUAGCCUCUGUUCUAGAGCUCCUCCUUCUCCUUCUUUGGGUUUUCAUGGAAGAAGGAUUUUCAGCAGUAACAGAGUGAGGUCAAAUUCUAUAGAAGAUAGCAAGGUAGUUUCUGAUGAGAAGCAUCCUCUGCUGGAAUAUGAGACUCGCUAUUUUUCUCAGAUUGUAGAUCACUUCACAUACAGACCAGAAGGAUAUAAAGUUUUCCAGCAGAGAUAUCUUAUCAAUGACAAGCAUUGGGGUGGGGCAAAGAAGAAAGCUCCCAUCUUUGUUUAUACUGGUAACGAGGGUACCAUCGAAUGGUUUGCAAAUAAUACUGGAAUUUUGUUUGAGAUUGCACCAAAGUUUGGAGCUCUUCUUGUGUUUAUUGAGCACCGGUUCUAUGGAAAUUCAAUGCCAUUUGGAAACAGGAGUGACUCUUACAAGAGCGCUGAGACAUUGGGAUAUCUCAACUCUCAGCAAGCCUUAGCUGAUUAUGCUACUUUUAUCAUAGAAUUAAAGAAAAAUCUAUCAGCUGAGGCCUCGCCUGUUGUUGUAUUUGGUGGCUCCUAUGGUGGAAUGUUAGCAGCUUGGUUCCGUUUGAAAUAUCCCCACCUAGCCAUUGGGGCUGUGGCAUCAUCUGCUCCUAUCUUGCAUUUUGAUAAUAUUGUGCCAGAAAACACUUUUUAUGACAUUGUUUCAAACGAUUUCAAGCAAGCCAGCCAGAGCUGCUUCAAUGUGAUCAGAAAUUCAUGGAAUGAUCUUCAAUCUCUGUCCAGAGAAGAAGGGGGUCUUCAAAAGAUUAGCAGAACUUUCAGAACUUGCAAAGAUCUCAAAAGUGUAGAUCCUGUAAGAGACUGGCUAGAUGAGGCAUUUACUUACACUGCAAUGACCAAUUACCCAACGGAGACUAACUUUUUGAUGCCACUACCUGCUUACCCUGUAACAGCGAUGUGUAAAAUUAUAGACAGCUUUCCUCAAGGCACAGACACACUUUCCAGAGUAUCUGCUGCUGCAAGCAUAUAUUAUAAUUAUUCAAAUACUGAAACUUGCUUUGAAAUGGAGCAUGACAGUGAUCCCCAUGGUCUCAGUGGAUGGGGUUGGCAGGUUAAAAGUUUUAAAAUCUUUAUGCCUAUAGCAGUUAUUUCCUUGUUGCUUUUCUGUGAUCCCCAUGGUCUCAGUGGAUGGGGUUGGCAGGCCUGUACAGAAAUGGUGAUGCCAAUGAACUCUUCAGUCAAUGGAAUGUUUCCACCUUCCAGUUUUGACUACCCUUCAUAUGAAAAUGAUUGCCAAAAACAGUAUGGGGUGAAGCCAAGGCCACACUGGAUAACCACAGAAUUUGGUGGUCAUGAUAUAAGCUCUGUCCUCAAAAACUUUGCAAGCAACAUCAUCUUUUCCAAUGGCUUGGUUGAUCCAUGGAGUGGUGGAGGAGUACUAAAGAACAUAUCAGAGAGCCUUGUUGCACUCGUCACUGAAAAAGGUGCCCAUCAUGUUGAUUUUCGUUUUUCAACCAGUAAAGAUCCAGAUUGGUUGGUUGAACUGCGAAGACAAGAGGUCCAAUUGAUCAGAGAAUGGCUGCAACAAUAUUAUAAAUAAUGAUAACCUGCAACAAAAUAUGGAGCCCCCUUUAACAAGCCAUCUAAAAUCAUUUAGAGUUCACAUGGUGCCCGGCCAUUGUUUUUUAUUUUAAAUUACAGAGAUGCCAACAAGUACUGGGAAGCCAUAAUUGCUUGUAAUUGUAUUUACAUCUUCUAGAUUAAAUUGUGUUAAGCUUUUUUGUGUUAA